This is a messenger RNA of Zea mays, 1053 nucleotides long. RefSeq lists its product as uncharacterized. The record is from RefSeq and is a predicted model, not a curated record. The transcript is spliced from 3 exons. The coding region runs from base 1 to 1053 and encodes 350 amino acids. NCBI's taxonomy places the organism in Eukaryota, Viridiplantae, Streptophyta, Magnoliopsida, Poales, Poaceae.
AUGGUGUUGGCGUCGCCUCUCCCAGCCAGCGCAUGUUCAUCUUCCUCCCCACCCUCCUUCCCUGGUGCAGGCGCAGGGAGCAGUUCCCUGGCCAAGCUCCAUUCCAGCAGGGACGCCCAGGUCCCGACGGCCCCUGCGGCGAGCUCCUUCCUCCAAGAUGGACGCCAGCCGAGCUCCCCUUCCGGUCGCCGCUCCUCCCUGCGAGCUACCUCCUCCCAGGCUUCUCUUGCGCAGCGGGACAAGCUCCCAUGGGCGCCCCCCCUUCAGGCUUGGCAGCAGGAACAGCGCCCAUCCCUCCCACUGCUGUUCUUCUCCUAUGGCGUGCUCCCCUUCCUCCCCUCGGCCAGCAAUGGCACGACGCCCCCUGCUCCUACUCUCUCGCGCGGCAGCAACUCCCAUGGACGCCCAGAUUUUUUUUUCAGUGCCCUGUUCAUCUUCCUCCCAGCAGCAGCAGUCCCUGCGCAGCUCCAUUUUCGCCCAUGGCCGAGGCCCAUUCCUCCAUGGCCGCCCAGCUCCCUAUCUAGAGCGCCCAGAAAUUUCCAGCAGCGAGCUCCUCCCUUGCGUUGCUGUCGGACGUCCCUGCUACUACCUUGCUCCCUCGUCGCGCAGCGAGCUCCAUCGCCGACCUGCGCAGCAAGCUGCGCGCUGCAGCAGCACCGCUCUUCGCCUUGCAUCGUCAUCGAACUUCGCUGCUGUUUUUCCCCCAUGACCAGCACCCCUGCAGCAGCCCCAGCCCGCUCGACCCUCCACUCCACAGCGCCGUCGUUGCCCCUGCCUAAGCGCCGUCCAAAUUCCUGCAGCAAGCCUCACCCAGCAACGCCCAGUGGCGGCAUGGUGCUUCGCCUCGCGCUUGCGUGCUCGACGAAUCGCCGCAGCGAGCCACGCCCUCCGACGUCGUUUCGGUCUCCCGUGCGCGACGGCGCGUUCGUCUUCACGCCACAUGUGCAGCAACCACGACUGAGGUUUGAUAUGGACCGAGAGAUGAUGAUCAAGCCAGUGAUGUGGUGCCAACCACAAGACGCAGUUGGUGAACGACCUGAAGAAUGGACUUAA